Molecule: messenger RNA, 2047 nt
Organism: Ailuropoda melanoleuca (giant panda)
Lineage: Eukaryota; Metazoa; Chordata; Mammalia; Carnivora; Ursidae
Gene: GPR45
Product: G protein-coupled receptor 45
Exons: 1
Coding region: 232-1350 (372 amino acids)
Biological process (GO): G protein-coupled receptor signaling pathway
Cellular component (GO): membrane
Molecular function (GO): G protein-coupled receptor activity
Source: RefSeq, a predicted model, not a curated record
CAGAGCGCCAAGUAGGAAGCUUCCGGCACAAUCGGCUGUCAUGCAGAUGAUGACGUGGUGAUUGAUGAAUUGCAAAUCCUGGCUCCUGCUCCCAGAGAAAGACAGUUUCUCACUACCAUUCUAAUCCCCUAGAGAUCCCAGACAUGCAACCGACAGACAGAAAAUGGCAGCCACCAAAGCGCUGAGGGGAGUCCUUCCAGUCCUUUCUGUCCCCGCUCCAAGUUUUUUUCCAUGAUGGCCUGCAACGGCUCCACCAUUGAGACCUACCCGUACUUGCUGAACGGGAGCAAUGUGUCGGACUCUGGGGUCACCACGCCCCCCGCCCCUCUCAGGAUAUCCUUGGCAAUAAUCAUGAUGCUGAUGAUCGUGGUGGGAUUCCUUGGCAAUGCUGUCGUCUGCAUCAUCGUGUAUCAGCGGCCGGCCAUGCGCUCGGCCAUCAACCUGUUGCUGGCGACGCUCGCCUUCUCUGACAUCAUGCUGUCCUUAUGCUGCAUGCCCUUCACCGCCGUCACCCUGAUCACGGUCCGCUGGCACUUUGGGGAUUACUUCUGCCGGCUCUCGGCCACCCUUUACUGGUUUUUCGUCCUGGAGGGCGUGGCCAUCCUGCUCAUCAUCAGCGUGGACCGCUUUCUCAUCAUCGUCCAACGCCAGGACAAGCUGAACCCGCGGCGGGCCAAGAGGAUCAUUGCUGUGUCCUGGGCGCUGUCGUUCUGCGUCUCAGCGCCCUCGCUGGCCGGCCGGACGUUCGUGGAGGUGCCGGCGCGGGCCCCCCAGUGCGUGCUGGGCUACACGGAGUUCCCGGCGGAGCGCGCCUACGUGGUGGCGCUGGUGGUGGCCGUGUUCUUCGUGCCCUUCGGCGUCAUGCUGUGCUCCUACCUGUGCAUCCUGCACACGGUCCGCAAGAACGCCGUCCGCGUGCACAACCAGUCGGACAGCCUGGACCUCAGACAGCUCACCGGGGCUGGCCUGCGGCGGCUGCAGCGACAACAGCAGGUCAGCUUGGACUUGAGCUUCAAGACCAAGGCCUGCACCACCAUCCUGACCCUCUUCGCGGGCUUCUCGCUCUGCUGGCUGCCGCACUCCGUCUACAGCCUUCUGUCCGUGUUCAGCCGGGGCUUCUACUGCAGUUCCUCUUUCUACACCACCAGCUCCUGCGUCCUGUGGCUCAGCUACCUCAAGUCCGUCUUCAACCCCAUCGUCUACUGCUGGAGAAUCAAAAAAUUCCGCGAGGCCUGCGUUGAGUUGCUGCCCCAGACCGUCCAAAUCCUCCCCAAAGUGCCUGAGCGGAUCCGAAGGAGAAUCCAGCCGAGCACGGUCUACGUGUGCAAUGAAAACCAGUCCGCCGUUUAGGACGCGGGCGGGAGGAGCACCGCGGACUGGUUCCAGGGCUGCACUCGGGCGUCCUUCGGCUCCGCGUCCUGGAGCGUUGGUGGUAGUGCGCAUUUUGGGUGGCCCUCCCUGUAAGCACAAACGUACCAUUUGUUACCGGAUAGGCUGCAGCUCCCAGGUUUGCAAGGUGAAUUAUUUGUGUUUCUCACGGAGGAAGAGCAGUAUUGGGGUCUGAUGGGAACUGGAAGGUAGUUGAGGCAAAGUGGGAAUGGGGUGGGCACGUGGGGGAGAAAGUUAGGGAGGGGGCAGGGAGCAAGCAACUGGGGCCGGAGGAAGGCUCUGUCUAAAGAGCUGUCUGUGCACCUGCUUCCGAGCAGCCCUGUGGUGCCCUGCUCUGAGAUGGGAAACCCAAUAGGGAUCGUCUCAUGGGUUACCACUCAUUUCAUGUGAGGCCAGCGUUCUUCACAGGUGUUUAUGUUUGUGGAGCUUGGGAAACACCCAGGGCUCUUUAUGUCGGUCAGGUGUGCAUUUCUGAUCAUGCCGAAUCACCCUUUCUGUAAACCAAAAUCACACCGGGAAACAGAGUGAGCCCCUGUGCUUUUCAGUUGCCCAGUGGGACACAUGGGAGGCCUCAGUGGCUCGAAGCCCAGAGAAUGAUCAGGGGUAGCCCAGCUGAAAUGAGAAGCCCACCCAAGUGGCCCUGCAUGUACCCAAUCCC